CACUCGGUGGUUUAAAUGCUGCAAAACGAGCCAGCAGUCCUCGCUCUUAUGAACACAAAAUGUCACAGUUGCCUCUGUUAUCUCUGGUUCUGUUUGCAUUUCUGACACUUUCCAGGGAGUUAGAGUAAAACUCUGUUCCUCUCUUAAAGUGACAGAUCCCUGCAAGCUUCAAAUCUCCUCUCUAAGCUCAUUUUUCUAUUUUUGUUUGAGUUGAUUGUAUUAUUGCACAGAAGCAUAAAGAUGGCCCGUUUAGGGCCGGUUUAUAUCGGCAGAUAAAGUGUUUUGGGUUCAGUUACACUUUAAAAAGUGUUUUUAUUUAUAAUUUUACACACAUCCUGGUUUGUUGUAAAUAACUUUCCAGUUUGAGCUUCUUUCAUUUUUACAUACUUUUACAUCAUUUCUCUUUUUAUUUAUCACACACCCUGUUCGCGUUGCUUCAGUCAAACAGAGAAACGUUUUAUCAUUUUCUCCUCAUGUUCUUGUGCGUUUGGUUCUGUGGAUUCGUGUUCUGCUCAUUGUUCCAGGCUGAAGGAUGGAAAUUCCCCCGGUGUUUUAUUUAUUUCAGGUCCUGCUUGUCCGAGUGUGUAAAAAGGAAGUGUGUGUGUGUGUGUGAGUGUGAGAUCGGCUGAAUGGGUGGCAUCCGGCAGCCAAUCGCAUGCUUCCUCAGAGGAAGCAGGAAGUAACGGGUCCGUCCAAUCAGAGGCCUCGACACCUUCAGGAAACCUCAGCUGGAGUGUCAACGCGGUUCAGAUUAACUACAGACGUCCCAACUGACACAUCUGGGUUUUUUUUCAUCCUGCGAUAAUUUACUCACCUUCCACCUGAAGCGACUCGUCCGCUCUGGACCCGGAGUCUCUCCUGCUUCGUUCGUUCGGCCGUCGUUCCUCUGGGCUGUGUUUCAGAAGUAUGGUUGCUCAUCUUCCCGUCAGGCUCCAGUCAUGUCCGCCGCCGUGUCCGCUCCUUCGCUGAGGAAGAAGAAGUCGCUUGCUCGGAGCUCCAAGCCGAGCGCCAGGAUGUGCGUUCGGGAGGAAAGGGAAUUCCUAACCAUGUCGUUUCCAGAGUUGUACUGGCCGGUGCCGAUGCGAGCCAUCGGGGCUCAGAACCUCCUCACGAUGCCGGGAGGAGUUUCCACCGCAGGAUACCUGCACAAGAAGGGAGGCAGUCAGUUCAGCCUCAUGAAAUGGCCUUUGAGGUACAUAAUCAUCCACAAGGGUUGCGUGUACUACUUCAAAAGCAGUACCUCUGCUUCACCACAGGGGGCGUUCUCUCUCAACGGCUACAACAGAGUGAUGAGGGCAGCAGAGGAGACGACGUCCAGCAACGUUUUUCCCUUUAAAGUCGUCCACUUCAGUAAGAAACACAGAACGUGGUACUUUUCUGCAGCGAGCGAAGACGAGCGACGGAAAUGGAUGCGAUCUCUGCGAAGGGAAAUAGAUCACUAUAACGACAGAAAAGAGGCCCAAAUUUCAAGUGACUUGGACUCAGACGCAGACUUUUAUGGCACCAUAGAGAGACCCAUGGAAAUCAAACACGCUGUUGACACAGGAGAUGAUGAUUACGUUGACGAGGACGAUGAUGAAGAAGAUGAAGAAGACUAUCUGAAGCCAGACGGUGACGGCUCACCAACAUCUUCAGGUCGACCCAACGGGCCGCCUCCUUCCUACCCUCCUCCUCCGGUUCCAGCCACUUCGCUCCGUCGAGAUUCCAGUCCAAAUGUCCAGAAAGCCACGCUUCUUCCUAUUUCUGGACAACACAGAAACCCAACGAGCCCACUCCCCAAAAAGCCCUCCAUUCCUCACCAGCCUCUCCAGAAAGAGCAAAGCAAAGGUCCGCCCCCUCCUCUGCCCUUUGCCCCUCACCUGAAGUCGCCGUCUCCGACGCCUCCUCCUGCUCUUCCUCCCAGCUCCUUGAAAACAGUUCAGAACAGGACGGUGUCUUUGGGGAAUACUGCCAACGAUCGGAGAGACCUGAGGUCCCACUCUACCGUCCAGGUCCACUCGCCGGCCACUCUGCCCAUCUGUGACCAGCUGCACAACAGGAUGGUCCUGAACGGCCCGGUCAACAGCUCCCCAAACACAGGCAGUACCCAGUCUCUGGGAAACCACUGCCUUCGGACCAAGCCGUCCGUACCGCUGCCCCCCACCGAGGUCAACCUGCUGUCCACCAGUGCCCCGUCGCUGCCUGCCAAACCGCCAUCGUCUCCGCUUCUCAAGUCUGGACUUCACAACAAGCCGACGAUACCAAAACCGCCAACGAUACCGAAACCCCCACCGACGGCCAAACCGCCGCAGACUCUGGAGAAGCCAAAGUCUCCGUUUCAAAGAGCAUCUCCAGACGGGCAGAGUUUCCGUUCGCUGGGAGAGGAGAUCCCCGCUGAUUUCAGGAAGAAACCAAAGUCAUCCAAACACAGACACGAUUCCGAUGACGACUAUGAAAAUGUGCAGCUGCCAGACUCAGUUUUCAUCGACUCCACUGAAACCACCUUUGUAGAAAUGCUUUUUAAAGAGUGCUGUGCUAAUCCGCCGGACGGACUCUACGGCAUCAGAAACUCAGGAACCAAAACUGCAAAGGUUCUGGUGGUUUGGGACGUCGCUAUAAACAAGGCCAGAAACUACAGGCUGUUUGAAGAGGAUGACAGCAUAUUUCUGGAGAGCGACCUGACCUUCCCCAACCUGGCAGCGCUGGUUGAACACUACUACAGCCAUCCUCUCCCUCACCACGGCUCGCUGUGCCUGCAGAAGCCUUAUGCCAAAGUCCUGAGCUGCUGAAACCAAACAUGCAGCUGGAAACGCGUCUUCAAACGGAUUCAAACUGAACUGAACUGAAAGUCACCCAGAGGAGGAUGGAGAACCAGCUGGAAAUCAGAACAGGUUGAUGGUUGUGACACAUUCUGUCCACCAGGAGGCGACAAAUGACAACAUAAAGCAACAGAUUCUGGAAAUAUAGCCUACACACAUAAACAUAUCACUCAAUAUAGCUAUAAAUAUUUAUUUCUGUAUAAUUUCUCUAAGUAAUUUCAGAUGUUAAAGCUUACAAUGAGUAUUUUUGUGUCAAUUUGGCUGCAUCACAUGACACAUAAUGACCUUCAACAAGCCAAACGGACAAAAUUAAAAGCUAAAAGUUUAAUCCUGAACCUUCCUUGACAUGGAAGAACAGAAACUUAUGACUUACAUUUCAGUUGGAAGGGAAAACAUUAACAGAGAUGGAAAAUCUUGUUUUCAAAUUAAUAGUGUGACUAAACUGGGACUGACUGCGUCUGUUUUGUGUUUUUGUCAACAUCAAAACAGUCUUUUUUAAAAUUUGUACAUUCCUGAGUUUUAUACAGAGUAGCUUUUGUCCAUAUUUAUAUGUAGAUAUGUAAAAGCAUGACUGUAAAUAUGUAAAUGUGAUGUUUCUUAAAAGAUAUGUACUGAGAAUGUAUAAACAAUUGCAUAAAAAGUGGGUUUUUAUCUUU
Poeciliopsis prolifica (blackstripe livebearer) is the source of this 3454-nucleotide messenger RNA. RefSeq names its product SH3 domain-binding protein 2-like. Gene Ontology annotation, molecular function: SH3 domain binding. Gene Ontology annotation, biological process: signal transduction. The coding region runs from base 939 to 2768 and encodes 609 amino acids. NCBI's taxonomy places the organism in Eukaryota, Metazoa, Chordata, Actinopteri, Cyprinodontiformes, Poeciliidae. The record is from RefSeq and is a predicted model, not a curated record. The transcript has 13 exons.